AUGGCUCUCAGCGGUUCCUUCGCCGCAUUCCUCAUCGUUUGUCCAACCUGCUUUUUCCUUGGGAUAAUUUUCUCUCUCUUCCCCUACGACUACCCGUUGCUAUGGUCAGCCGCGCCAACCCCGCCAUCUCACUAUGACUAUCUCGAGGCCCAUUUGCGAUUCCUCCAUAGCUCUCCGCCAUUGAUCCCACGCAUCCUCCAUAUUGUCAUCGCGGUUGGACUACUGGGCUUGGUGAUGAAGCUUUACAAGCCAACCGAAUCCAACAUGCUAUUUGACGGCGCCAGCUUGGUUCUUUACAUGUGCGGUAUCACUGUCUACAUUGCCAACAUAGUUAAGGGGCUUCGUAUUGUUACAGAAGGUGAUUAUGGAGCGUCUGCUGCAGCAGAUGCCGCCGCCGCCGCUGCUGCUGCCGCAGCUUCGGGUGAGAAUGAAGACGAUAUUGGGAGUGUUCAGCAAGUGCUUGGCCGGGAGGAUAGCAUGAAAGUGCUCGCAGCAAGUAACACCAUUUUGGCAUUGGUUUUGAUUGGCGUUUUGGUACUCCAAGCCGGCCAAUGGUAUGCCGACAGGAAAUCCCAGCAAGAAGCGGAGCUGAUCAGAAAGAAAGAGGAAGAAAGUGCAGAGAAAAACAGGACUGACAAGGACUCCUCCACCAAGGCUGCGAAGCAGAGCAGCAGCUCUGCUGCCAACAAGAAAAAACAAUAA
Molecule: messenger RNA, 702 nt
Organism: Nannizzia gypsea CBS 118893
Lineage: Eukaryota; Fungi; Ascomycota; Eurotiomycetes; Onygenales; Arthrodermataceae
Product: ER membrane protein SH3
Exons: 2
Coding region: 1-702 (233 amino acids)
Biological process (GO): endoplasmic reticulum to Golgi vesicle-mediated transport
Cellular component (GO): endoplasmic reticulum membrane
Source: RefSeq, a predicted model, not a curated record